Molecule: messenger RNA, 1113 nt
Organism: Salvia hispanica
Lineage: Eukaryota; Viridiplantae; Streptophyta; Magnoliopsida; Lamiales; Lamiaceae
Product: MADS-box protein SOC1-like
Biological process (GO): positive regulation of transcription by RNA polymerase II
Cellular component (GO): nucleus
Molecular function (GO): DNA-binding transcription factor activity; protein dimerization activity; RNA polymerase II transcription regulatory region sequence-specific DNA binding
Source: RefSeq, a predicted model, not a curated record
UUUUUUCUCUAUUUCUUUUCACCCUCUCUCUCUCUCUCAUAAGUCAUAAACAUAAACACAUCAGAUUUGUUUCAUCCCUUUUUUAGGCAUAUUUCUUUUUCCACCUCAAACCAAAAGGCUCUCUGGGUAUUUUCCAUAUUUGUAAGCAUCCACACUGCAAUAACCUUGAUUUCACAUUCUUGUUUCCACAAAAAUCCACUUAUUUUUGGAAAAUUCUCCCAAGACUUUUUUCUUUGCCACUCCUUCAAAUAGUUAUCCUCACAUAAUUUUCCCCAAAACCACUACCACUCUUUGAAUUUUUCAGUAAAAUUUUGUUUCCCUUUUCCUUUGAGAAGAAGAAAAAUGGUGAGAGGAAAGACACAGAUGAGGCGUAUAGAGAACGCGACAAGCAGGCAAGUGACGUUCUCGAAGAGGAGAAAUGGGCUGCUGAAGAAGGCCUUCGAGCUCUCAGUUCUCUGCGAUGCUGAGGUGGCACUCAUCAUCUUCUCCCCUAGAGGGAAGCUCCAUGAAUUCGCUAGCUCAAGCAUGAACGAGACGAUCCAGCGUUAUCAGAAGCAUACUAAAGAUAGUCAAGCCAACAAUCCCCCUUCGGAGCAUACUAUGCAGCAUUUGAAACACGAAGCAGCCACCAUGAUGAAGAAAAUCGAGCAGCUGGAAACAGCAAAGCGGAAGCUACUUGGUGAAGGUUUAGGCUCGUGCACCAUCGAGGAGCUGCAGCAGCUCGAGCAGCAGCUGGAGCGCAGCGUAACCACCAUUCGCGCAAGAAAGAUGCAAGUAUACAAGCAGCAGAUCGAGCGUUUGAAGGAAAAGGAGAAAGCCCUUUGUGCUGAAAACGCAAUGCUGUGUGACAAGUUUGGACUGCAAAAAUGGGGUGGAGCAGGAUCGAAUGAGGAGAGGGCCGUUGCGCCAUCUGCAGAGAUCAGUGAGGUCUCGGAUGUUGAGACAGAGUUGUUCAUAGGGUUGCCUGAGACGAGGCAUAAGCGCCAUUAGCUAGUAUGUGAAUAAUACUAUAAGUUAUACUGCCUAACUCCUAGCUUUAGUAACUUAUGUAUGUUUAUAUGAAUAUUCUUGCUUUUUUUUAUGCCAAAUUAUAAUUUGCACUUGGAACUGCAA